Messenger RNA from Betta splendens (Siamese fighting fish), 2070 nucleotides. Its product is annotated as cytochrome P450 3A27-like. The transcript has 13 exons. The record is from RefSeq and is a predicted model, not a curated record. Gene Ontology annotation, molecular function: iron ion binding; oxidoreductase activity, acting on paired donors, with incorporation or reduction of molecular oxygen; heme binding. Bases 51 to 1592 code for a protein of 513 amino acids. NCBI's taxonomy places the organism in Eukaryota, Metazoa, Chordata, Actinopteri, Anabantiformes, Osphronemidae.
UGAGCUUGCGUAACACGCAGCGUGUCUAGAUAUAUAGGACUGCAGCCGUCAUGGUGAAACCAGCAGCAGUCAUCGCCGGAGGAAGGAUGAGUUUCCUACCGGACUUCUCCACCGGGACCUGGACCCUAAUAGCAAUCAUCAUCGCACUGAUUGCCGUGUAUGAAUAUGCUCCUUACGGCUUUUUCAAGAAGCUUGGCAUCCAAGGACCCACGCCUGUACCUUUCUUUGGGACAUUUCUGGGAAAUUUAAAGGGCCCUCACGAGUUUGAUACACAGUGCUAUCAAAAAUACGGGAAGGUGUGGGGUCAGUACGAUGGCAGGCAGCCUGUGUUAACUGUGAUGGACACAGCCAUGAUCAAAACGAUCUUGGUGAAAGAGUUUCAUAAUGUCUUCACCAACAGACUGGACCUGGGCCUAAAUGGACCUUUAUACGAUUCCAUAUUUGUAGUAGAAGAUGAAGAAUGGAAGAGGAUCCGCAACGCACUGUCUCCAUCGUUCACAAGCGGCCGACUGAAAGAGAUGUACUCAAUAAUGUUGCAGCACUCAAAUAACUUAACCAAGAGUCUUGAGAAGAAAGUGAAGGCAGAUGAAGUAAUAGAUGCUAAAGCACUCUUUGGACCGUACAGCAUGGACAUCGUCACCAGCACAUCCUUUAGCGUGGACAUUGAUUCAAUCAACCAUCCCGCCGACCCGUUCGUAGAAAACAUUAAGAAAAUGGUCAAGUUCAACUUAUUCAACCCUUUGAUUCUGUUAGUGGUUCUGUUUCCAUUCAUGAGGACAGUUCUAGACAAGACAAACGUUUCUUUUUUUCCGGGUGAUGUGCUGAAUUUUUUUCUGAACUUCCUCAAAAAAGUCAAAUCGGACCGGAGCAAGAAUGACCACAAGAACCGAGUGGACUUCAUGCAACUAAUGGUGGAUUCCCAGAUUUCAGAGAAGAACAAAAAUGAUGCGAGCUCCCAAAAAGGACUGACUGAUCACGAGAUUCUUUCUCAGGCCAUGUUAUUUAUCUUUGCUGGCUUUGAAACCACCAGCAGCUCGCUGAGCUACCUGGCCUACAACCUGGCAACCCACCCAGACGUCCAAGAGACUCUGCAGAAAGAGAUUGAUGCCACCAUCCCAGGAAAGGGCCGACCAAGCUAUGAAGCGCUGAUGCAGAUGGAAUACCUGGACAUGGUGGUGAACGAGUCACUGAGGCUGUAUCCUGUUGCUAAUCGAUUACAGAGGGUGGCAAAGACGUCUGUUGAGGUCAACGGCGUCUCCAUCCCCAAAGGGACUGUUAUCAUGAUCCCAGUUUACACUCUCCACCGUGACCCUACUUUGUGGUCUGACGCUGACUACUUCAAACCCGAAAGGUUCAGCAAAGAGAACAAAGACAACAUAGACCCUUAUGCCUACAUGCCCUUCGGAGCAGGCCCCAGGAACUGCAUUGGCAUGAGAUUUGCUCUCCUGAUGAUGAAGCUGGCCAUCGUGGAAAUCCUCCAGAAAUUCACGAUUGUCACAUGCAAGGAGACGGAGAUCCCUUUGACUCUGGGAAAUGAUGCAUUUCUUUCACCAAAAAACCCGAUCAAAGUGAAGCUACAACCCCGUGAAUAAAUCUGACCUGUAGCCUGCCGUUAGAAUUUUCAGCCACUUCACAAUCAACUCACGCAUAUUAGUGAUUCAGGAUGUGAUUCUUCACCUCAGAGACUGGACACCUUGGUUUGUACGGAAAAGACAGUUGUCAGAAUAAAGGCCCCAUCAGAGUCCAGGCCCCAUUGUGAAGAUUUGAUGCAGAAUAACUUUAAUAGAGAUACUUUCUGUACAAUAGACAUCCUAAGAAUGUGGUGAAUGAGGUGAAGCAGUGAAAGCUGAUCUCCACCAUUUACUGUGUUUAUUUUAGGAAAAACAAAAAAUCUCAUAAACUAACAAAUUAUGAAACUUGUAAAUAUACAUUCAUAUACUGUAAGAACUUUAAAACCACCACUUCUUGUAGCUCUAAAUUUUUGGUUGUGUCUCUACUGUAUAUAUUUUAAACAAAUGUUGUGUCAUUUUAUUCAUCAAUGUUAUAAUGAAAUAAAUCUUUACAUUAAAA